This is a messenger RNA of Punica granatum (pomegranate), 1102 nucleotides long. The record is from RefSeq and is a predicted model, not a curated record. NCBI's taxonomy places the organism in Eukaryota, Viridiplantae, Streptophyta, Magnoliopsida, Myrtales, Lythraceae.
UCUUCCUCUUCUUCUUCAAGAGGAACAGAUAAGGUGUUUGUCUCUCCACUCACAGUGACGCCAAUCCAUGGCGUUCUCUCUCUAACUUCCCCCUAUCUCUCUCUCUCUUCCUUCCCAGAAAGUCCGCUGUCUCACCAACUAUGGCGUCCCAGGUUCUUCCUCAGGCAUUGAUUUCGAUUACGAGGAGUUCGCAGCACGGCGUUCCUAAGAAGCUUGGUUUCUCCGCGCUUGCGUCAGUCCGCUCCUCUCAUUUCGCCUCCGGCAGCGGGCUUACCCUUCCUAGGGUUUCUUCGAGGUCGAUCAGCUCGCAAAGGAGUCCAAUUUUCGCGGCAAUUGGGAGGCCGAGUUUCGUCGUGAGAGCUGAGUCGGGCGGUGAAGCAGAACCUGCUCCGGAGGAGAGUGCUGAAGGGGAGGCUGAAGCAGGUCCUGAAGCGGAAGCUGAGACAGAGGCCGAGGCUGGGGAGAAUGCUGAAGAAGCGAAGCCUCCGAGGACACCUCGGGUUAAGCUCGGAGAUAUAAUGGGGAUGCUAAAUAAAAGAGCAAUUGAAGCUUCGGAGCAGGUUAGGCCCGUGCCGGACUUGAGGACUGGAGAUAUUGUGGAGAUUAAGCUGGAAGUUCCUGAGAACAGGCGGAGGUUAUCUGUCUACAAAGGAAUAAUUAUAUCCAAACAGAAUGCGGGUAUCCACACGACUAUCAGGAUCAGGAGAAUCAUUGCCGGCAUUGGAGUUGAAAUUGUGUUCCCAGUGUACUCACCCAACAUCAAGGAGAUUAAAGUGGUCAACCACAGGAAGGUGAGGAGGGCAAGGUUGUACUACUUAAGGGACAAGCUUCCUCGGCUCUCCACUUUCAAGUAAUGAAACAGCUAGCAUCAGAUGCUGCCCGCUGCUGUCCUUUUUCGGGAUUAAGAGUUUCUGUAGUAUCACUAGCUUAUUCUUCGUACGUUAUUACCUCUGAUUUGCUUUCUUUACUUUAGAUCAUUGGGAAAUAGUUGAGGUUGAAUGGUAAGGUAUAAUUUGUAAAAUUCAAGACCCGGAAUGUUCUUUUCUUUUGUAAUGUAUCAAUGAAAUUCCAGUUUGUAGUCAUGACCUGCACACUUUGAACA